Recurvomyces mirabilis is the source of this 558-nucleotide messenger RNA. RefSeq lists its product as uncharacterized. Lineage: Eukaryota; Fungi; Ascomycota; Dothideomycetes; Mycosphaerellales; Teratosphaeriaceae. The record is from RefSeq and is a predicted model, not a curated record. The coding region runs from base 1 to 558 and encodes 185 amino acids. Gene Ontology annotation, molecular function: iron ion binding; monooxygenase activity; oxidoreductase activity, acting on paired donors, with incorporation or reduction of molecular oxygen. The transcript is spliced from 2 exons.
AUGACUUACCUCUUCUACCACUUGGCCCAAGAGCCCGAGCACGUCCAGAAGAUCCGAAAGGAGGUUCAGUCAUUGAUGAAAGGUGACUGGUCCGACAAAGACAUUCAUGGAGCAAUGCACCUCAAUGGCGCCAUCAACGAAGCUCUUCGCCUUCAUCCUCCUGUUCCCAGUGGCCUCUUCCGGAUGACGCCACCCGAGGGUUUGCAUGUUGGUGAGACGUUCAUUCCCGGCUCAACGACGUAUCUCAUGCCGUCGUACGUCAUGGGUCGAGACGAGCACAACUACGAAGACGCCGAUUCCUUUGUCCCAGAGCGCUGGUACAGUCGUCCCGAUAUGAUCAAGCAUAAAGAUGCAUACGCUCCCUUCAGCAUGGGUCCGAUGGGCUGUAUAGGCAAGAAUCUGGCGCUGACUGAGUUGCGCACUUUGACUGCGAGAUUACUGGCGGGAUUUGACGUGAGUUUGGCUCAGGGGGAGGAUGGUAAGCGGAUCAUGACUGAGACGUUGGAUCACUUUACGGUGGAUCCUGGUGAUCUUGACUUGGUGUUUACCAAGGUCUAA